Molecule: messenger RNA, 1061 nt
Organism: Betta splendens (Siamese fighting fish)
Lineage: Eukaryota; Metazoa; Chordata; Actinopteri; Anabantiformes; Osphronemidae
Exons: 2
Coding region: 68-904 (278 amino acids)
Biological process (GO): regulation of transcription by RNA polymerase II
Cellular component (GO): nucleus; transcription regulator complex
Molecular function (GO): DNA binding
Source: RefSeq, a predicted model, not a curated record
GGCGGAAAAGGCGGGAGAAGACUGCCGCUUCCGCGUCACCGCAGCACAGACACAACAGUAAGGCAAAAUGGACGAUAAGUUAAUAUUGGCUGUAUUUAAUUGCCCAGAGCUGUACAAUGUCACUUUGCCGAAUUAUCGCUGCACGGAAAGUCGGGCAAAUGCUUGGAGAACCAUCAGUAUUGCACUCGGUAUCCCAUCUGAAGAGUGUAAACGAAAAUGGAAGAACAUGAGAGACCGGUACUUGAAGGAAGUUCGAAUGGAGAUAAAAUGCAAAAAGCAAGGAGAGAUUGUGCCCAGUAGAUGGAAAUAUAGACAAAUUAUGAAUUUUAUCGCACCCUUCACUGGAUCACGGAGUGGGGUGGCAGACAACUUUGGCAACGACGACGACCACGAUCAUGAUCAAGAUCAGUCCUGCAGUGCAGAUGGGGAAACGGCAUCCUCUGACGGAGUCAAGAUCCCACAGUCCAUUAAGGUCCCUGUGAGUCAACCAGACACCAAGACCCAGGUGCCGUUCGUACCACAGCUACAAUCAGUUCCUCCUGAUACAGACAUGACCUCGCUGGCUGUUAUGGCCAAGGUGUCGACGAGCCCUCAGAGCACCUCCGUCAGCAAAACCGGACGGAAACGCAAAGCGGUCCAAGAGUCGGCUUCACCGCCGUCUUCCCAAAGGGCGCAGUCCCCUACAAAGUGGCUGGUCAAAGACAAUGGCACCUCGCUGCCCACCAGGCCUCGCGAUGAGGACGAACUCUUCAUGCUCAGCUUCGUCCCGGCUCUGAAGCGGCUUCCACCACAAAAAAGAUGUGAGACAAAGAUAAAGAUCCAGCAGAUCAUGUAUGAAGCAGAGUUCAACGCUGCACAACCAGAACUCAGAGAGAAACAGACAGAGCCAGAAACACAGGACUAGGACAAAAAGACUUUUUUGUACUUUUUUCAGUUUUUUUUUAAUUCACCCUUCCACAAAAUUACCAAAUAUCUAUUUUUCUUUUUUUUUUUUACAGCAAAGUGUUUUCAUAUAAAAUAAUUAAAAAUGAAAAAUAAUAAAACAUCACUGUUUUAACAGA